GAACGAAAUUGCCGCUCGAUCGCCUAUCUUUUACUGAAAUAAACUCGCGCAAUUAAAGAAAGUACGAGACCACGGCUCGAGUGAAGAAAGAGAGCGUCCGGCGGUGAACGGGAUGGAGAAGCAAGUGGACCGCUUGGAAAAGCGCUGACAGUAGCUGCGAUUGAGAAUUUAAAAGUUCGAAGUGAUGGAGCUGCGCUCCGAAGAGGCCGUGAGAUUGGUGUGGGAAGGGGCUAUUCCUCUCCAGAUCCAUCUCCACGAAUCCGAAGUCACAACUCUACCCCCUCCGCCACCUGUUCUGAUUUUGGGUCCACGUCUUGGAUAUUUGCCUUUGUUGGUGACCGUUGUAAAACCUCACUUCAAUGACACUUUGCCACCUGGUGUUGACUCAGUUUGGUUUGAAUAUAAAGGUUUGCCUCUUAAAUGGUAUAUACCAACCGGUGUUCUCUUUGACCUCCUAUGUGCAGAGCCUGAAAGACCAUGGAAUUUGACAGUUCAUUUCAGAGGGCAUCCAGGAGAAGUAUUGUCGCCUUGUGGUGGGGAGGACCCUGUGAAAUGGAGCUUUAUUAACUCUUUGAAGGAGGCAGCAUACAUUAUUAAUGGUAAUUGUAAGAAUGUCAUGAAUAUGUCCCAGACAGAUCAGUCUGAGCUCUGGCAAUCGUUAGCCAAAGGAAACCUGGAGGGUUACACUCGAGUUUCAUCCAGACUCAAGCUUGGACCAUUUGGAGAGGAUUCUGUUGUGAGAAUGAGCACAGGCAGAAUACCUGUCAGAUUAUAUUUGAGAAUCCUUGGAGAGGAUGCAGAUGAUUUAGAUGAUGUAGCAACUGCUGACAGCUGGGACAGCAUCUCCUAUGUAAAUCAACCUGUUGAAAUUCACAAUGAAGAAGGUAUGUUCAAGAACAAUUUAGUGAUCGCCAAUUUGCUCUUUCUUUUUCAGGAUUUCAGGGAUUAUGUUUGCCACUGUACUAUAGCUUUUUCAUGCUUUAACACAAUUGUGCACAGAUAAAGGUAAAAUACAUCUAUUUUUCUUUGUAACUAUUUGAAAGCUUUGGGGCCUUUUGCUUGCAUGUCUUUAAGAUACUCGUAUUUUGAUUGCCAUGUAAAUUGUUAAUACUGUAUUUUAAACUGUU
This is a messenger RNA of Phalaenopsis equestris, 1127 nucleotides long. Its product is annotated as autophagy protein 5-like. Gene Ontology annotation, cellular component: phagophore assembly site membrane; cytoplasm; Atg12-Atg5-Atg16 complex. NCBI's taxonomy places the organism in Eukaryota, Viridiplantae, Streptophyta, Magnoliopsida, Asparagales, Orchidaceae. The transcript is spliced from 7 exons. The coding region runs from base 185 to 1003 and encodes 272 amino acids. Gene Ontology annotation, biological process: cellular response to nitrogen starvation; autophagosome assembly; nucleophagy. The record is from RefSeq and is a predicted model, not a curated record.